Messenger RNA from Orbicella faveolata, 4243 nucleotides. RefSeq lists its product as uncharacterized. Lineage: Eukaryota; Metazoa; Cnidaria; Anthozoa; Scleractinia; Merulinidae. The record is from RefSeq and is a predicted model, not a curated record.
AUGAACAACGCAGACGAAAUUAUACAAGUCAUCUCUAUCGGCCUCAUUGUUGCUGACCUCCUUCUCAACACCAAUCGAUUUCUAAAAGCCAUCGAAUUAUGCAAGGAAUGCUUGCUCAUUCUCAAAGACACAGCAGAAUUGAAAGACAAGAAAAUAAGUAAAUUAUUUUACAAAUGGAUCUAUUUUAGUAUGUGGAAGGCUUGUAGUAUUAUCAACGAUAACUCAAACGCCAUAAAAUGGGAAGAAAAAAUUCUCCAAAUUCACCGUGAAAGUGGAGAAAGACUCGAAGAAUGUAAGCUAAGCAUAAAUCUUGCCAGAACGUAUCUCCGUCAACGUAAAUACACACAAGCAAAACAAAUAUCUAAAAAGGCGCUUCUAAUCAGUAGAGAAGUAGGUCAACGAAGGGGAAAAGCUAACUCUUUCGGGAACCUUGGAGUGGUGUAUCGAUCUGUUGGCAAAUAUGACAAGGCUAGAGAGCAUCUCGCGAAAUCACUUGCGAUCCAGAAAGAAAUUGGAGACAGAAAGGGAGAAGCUGCCUCUUACGCAUACCUAGGAACUGUGUAUCAAUUAGUUAGCGAAUAUGAGAAGGCUAGAGAACAUCUUGAGAAAUCACUUGCGAUCCAGAAAGGAAUUGGAAACAGAAAUGGAGAAGCUGCCUCUUACGUAAAUCUUGGAAUUGUGUAUCAAUCAGUUGGCGAAUAUGAGAAGGCUAGAGAACAUCUCAAGAAAUCACUUGCGAUCCAGAAAGAAAUUGGAGACAAAAAGGGAGAAGCUGCCUGUUACGCAAAUCUUGGAACUGUGUAUCGAUCAGUUGCCGAAUAUGAGAGGGCCAGAGAACAUCUCGAGAAUCAGCAUUUGGAAAAGUUUUUUGACUUCAGAAGCUUUGGCAUUUUACCAGAGGAGCUUUGCGAAGACCGUUCUCUACAUGGUUUUCAGCCAGAAUCCAAAUCAUGCGAGGACGACAGCCAUGAAGGUUGGCGAAUUGGAAAGGAAAGUAAAGACAACCAAGGACCCAAAAUGAACCUUCCUAUCUGUUACAAGCUUAUCAUUGCUCCUGUCAUGAAGUUCCUUGAGGGCCCUGAAAUUGUCAUUGUUCCUGAUCGUGCUUUAUACCAAAUUCCAUUUGCCGCCUUAACUGAUGAAAGCGGAAAGUACUUAUCUGAGACCUUCAGGAUCCGUAUUGUCCCUUCUUUAACAACCCUCAAACUCAUUAAUGAAAGUCCAAUAGACUAUCGCUGUCAGACUGGUGCACUGAUCGUGGGAAAUCCUGAUGUUGGUGAGGUGCACUUUAAAGGACGCCUCACGAAAAUCUCUCGAUUACCUUGUGCAGAAAACGAAGCGAGGAUCAUAGGAGAAAAGCUCGGUGUCGAGCCGUUGCUAGGACAGCAAGCGACUAAGCUAGCAGUACUUCAAGCAAUGAAUUCAGUGGCCCUGAUUCAUAUCGCCGCACACGGUGAUGCAGAAAGAGGAGAAAUUGCCCUUGCACCAUCUUUUCGUAUUCCUAACGCGGUACCUCAAGAAGGCCUGUACUUGUUGACAAUGUCUGACAUUUCAAAAGCUCAACUGCGAGCUAAACUGGUAGUCCUUAGCUGUUGCCACAGUGCUCGAGGACUGACAAAAGCCGAGGGAGCUGUUGGAAUUGCCCGAGCAUUCUUAGGAUCUGGUGCACGCUCAGUGUUGGUGUCACUGUGGGCCCUGGAUGACAAGGCAACAGAGCAGUUGAUGAGUCAAUUCUACAGUCACCUUGCUGCUGGGGAAAGUGUUGGUGAAUCUCUACAUGAGGCCAUGAAGUGGAUGAGAAGUGAGGGCUAUGACGUGAACCAGUGGGCACCUUUUAUACUGAUUGGAGAUGACGUGACAUUUAAUUUUGGAAAGUAAGGUAUUGGCAAGAAUGACCAGGACGACAGCGACUAAUCGCGUAAGAAGGAAAAUAUGCCAUGACGUCAUCGGACAGUUUUAGUGCAAGAGCUAAGUUGAACAAACAUUUUUAUCGAGGAUUGACUCUUGCUCCUCUUCUGUCUAAACAAAAUGCCUCGGUAGAAAUAUUACGAUUAUGUCUUUCUGAUGAUUUUUCUAAAACAACUGCGUGUAGGUUACAACUGUUCUUUUAGUGAACCGCCAUUUGAAACUUCAUCGAAUACCGUAGUGUACAGCUGAGUGUUGGACUCAAAAAAAAAUAAGUAAAACUUUAAUUCGUGAGGUAAUCCUUUAGUACGGGACUUUAAGAUGAUGUUAGCAAUUGUUACAAAUCUUCCCUGCGACGAAAAACAAGUAAUGGACUGCCAAAGUAUGGCUUAUCUGAUAAACCUUAUGUUUUCCCAGCUAGACGUGCUGUUAAACUUGUAAAUAUUGUACAUAAAAAAUACUGACCCUUAGUACUUGUCAAUGAGAAAAGUGGGAUUUUAAACUAAAUUAUAGUCAGAAAAACCUUGUACAUUUGCUGUUGUUACAUUUCUGAAGAAGUUUCCUGCAGAGCGUCUAGCCUUUGCAAGUAUUUUCAUAUAUUAAAUCGAAACAGAAGACUGUUAAAAAUGUUGAAUGUUUAUAGUGGUCGAUGCGCUUAGUUACGACUUGUUAGUUCCCAGGCAUGUCACUUAAACUAAAAGAAAGAAAUAAUUCAACUAAACUAACUAGCGGGAAGCAGACCAGGACUUGAACUAGGGUCUACCGAGAAGCAACUCCAGCUUAGUGAUUAGAACGGGACUUUAACCCGCAACCUGCGGAUUUCAUGAUCAAGUAUAACCCUAACCACUCGACCAAGACUGAAAUAAGCAUAUUGCAUGAGAAAGACCCAGUAAGGUUUACAGUUAGCUUUUUAACUAGUGAUAGCAGAGAAUUUGUCAAAAUGUUAACUGUCAGCUGACAAAUAACGCGUUUUUUAACAUCACAGCUGAGAUAUGAAAUCCUCGAGGUUUACUGAUAGCUGAGAAAUGGGCAGGAAUUUCAACUGAUAACUGAGAAAUCCGGACGGAAUUUAACUAAGAACCGAGGUUCCAGCUUCUCUUUCCAGAUCCGUCUCGUUGUUAUCAGUCAAAACGGAAUUCUCUUCGUUGUAGGAAAGUCCUACGAGUAGGUGAUGACGUAAGCUCAUUUCGGGGGAAUCCCUCAGUUCUUGUUUAUUACAUAAUCACCAAAACGAAACUUAACUUGGUCAUUUAUUUAAUACGGGGAACCCCUUCUGGGGCGAUAUUUUUUAACUCGCUCUAUCACAUGGUCACUUACAAGAAUAAUUCAGUACUCACAGUGAAAAUAAGAAGAACAAAAAGAAGAAAACUGUGAAACCGUAUAGCUCAUUCCAAAUAAUAAGGGAAGAUAAAUAGCAAACCAGCUCUUGUGGCACUAAAAACAAUUUCUGAGAAUAACGUUACACAUUUCGCUUCAGUAGAGGAAAAAGGAAUGUGAUUAAAACUAGGGAGCUUCAGGAAUCCUCUACGGCUAUGCUGUAAUGAAAGGAACAAAGUUUUUGCACGUAAUAAUACUAGUAAACCUUGGUAUAAAUUCUUAGCUGUACUCUUUAAAAAAUCGAUGUUAAAUUCAGACUAAAUUUAGGCUAUUUUGUAACUAGAAAGUGAAUCACAGGGUUGAAUAUUUCUGUUUCUAUUUGGUGUUAAACGCUCUCUUUGCAUAUUCAGCUGGAGCUAGUUUUUCACUGAUAGACGCACUGAAUUGUCUUUGAUAAUUGCGAGAUUCUGAACAAUCAAGUAAAAAUGUAAAUUCAUUUUUUUCACUGGGCGUUGUCCUUGGCAUCACCAUCGUUGGUUUUUCAAACUUCGUAUUGUGUAGUAAGUGCAACCUUGCAUGUCACGUGUCUGUCGUUCUCACGUGGGUAUCAUGCCGAGAUGAAAAAUUUCUUGUCUGAUGAUAAACACACGCCACACCCUACAUAAACCAUUUCAGCGGCUGGGUGUGGCCGUAGGGCGUAAUUCAUGCCUUCAGGAUUGGCAGGGCAGGGUUGCCCGUCAAUAGCUUUUUCGGGAGAAGGAAUCGAAAUCAGGCAGCAGUUUAUCCUUGUAGAAAACGCAUUUUGGGUGUUACAGGUAGAUUACCCAGCCAGCAGAACGUCCCUUGGAGAAUAAAUUUUUAAUGAAACAGGUUUGUCUGAACGAAGGACGUUGUUAAUAUAUACAUAAACAGUAGCCUCCAUUUGGCGCGACAAUAUGUUCGAUCAUUAGCCCGCGGACAUGAUAACUUCCGAGAAGCGAACAGUUUUCCGAGAGCGUAGCUCGAGGAAAACAGUGAGCUU